CCUUUUGGCUCUUUCUCCACCACUCUUGUACUAUAUAAACUCCAUCACUCCCUCAAAACCUCAUCAUCAAUUCCACAUCACUUCUCUCUCUUGUUCACACACACACACAAAAUGAUGAACAUGAUGGUAAGGAAAUUCCUGAAAGCAUGUAUGAAGAAGUGGAGAAGAACAGGGAGAAGAGUGAUACCCUGCGCGGCCGCGAGUGACAAGUGUUGCUCGUGGUCCCUGUGGCCGCUGGUGCACGAAGAGAAGAUCGUGCCAAGUGACGUCCCAAGGGGCCACUUGGUAGUGUACGUAGGAGAGUGUCACAAGCGAUUCGUGAUCAAAGUUAGCUUGCUCAAGCACCCGCUGUUUCAGGCAUUGCUGGACCAAGCUCGGGAAGUGUAUGACUUCAAUGCUGAUUCAAAACUACGCAUCCCCUGCGACGAAAACGUCUUCCUCAGCGUCGUCCAGUGCGCGAAAUCUCCACCAGAGCGACGACUACCAAUCUGCCUAUGACAAUUCAACUUCAAAAUAUCAUUUCAUUCAUUGUUAUUUAACUCCCAUAUCCCAAUUUAGGAUAUCUGUACACUACUUUGAUCACCAGUAAUAUGUAUAUUCAUUAUUCUCAUCAAAUUUUUUUCUCUUAGCUA
Messenger RNA from Salvia hispanica, 632 nucleotides. Its product is annotated as SAUR-like auxin-responsive protein family. Gene Ontology annotation, biological process: response to auxin. The record is from RefSeq and is a predicted model, not a curated record. Lineage: Eukaryota; Viridiplantae; Streptophyta; Magnoliopsida; Lamiales; Lamiaceae.